This is a messenger RNA of Drosophila yakuba, 1164 nucleotides long. It is a transcript of the gene fd96Cb, whose product is annotated as fork head domain-containing protein FD5. The record is from RefSeq and is a predicted model, not a curated record. Gene Ontology annotation, molecular function: DNA-binding transcription factor activity, RNA polymerase II-specific; RNA polymerase II cis-regulatory region sequence-specific DNA binding. Gene Ontology annotation, biological process: anatomical structure morphogenesis; regulation of transcription by RNA polymerase II; cell differentiation. Lineage: Eukaryota; Metazoa; Arthropoda; Insecta; Diptera; Drosophilidae. The transcript has a single exon. The coding region runs from base 147 to 977 and encodes 276 amino acids.
AACGCUGCUGUCGCCGAGAAAACAUCGCUCUAAAACUGAAAUAAACUGCAAUUUGAAGUACAACAAAACAAUAGGGAAUUAGGGAAUUAUUCGGUGCGGACGGAGAAACAAAACGAUUGUGUGAACGAUUUUGAAACGACUCUGCAAUGCCACGCCCAUUGAAAAUGAGCUACGGUGAUCAGAAGCCCCCAUACUCGUACAUAUCAUUAACGGCCAUGGCCAUAAUACACUCGCCGCAACGACUGCUGCCGCUCAGUGAGAUAUAUCGAUUUAUAAUGGAUCAGUUCCCCUACUACCGGAAGAAUACGCAAAAAUGGCAAAACUCAUUGCGGCACAAUCUGAGCUUCAACGAUUGCUUCAUCAAGGUGCCACGGAAUGUGACCAAGGCCGGCAAGGGCUCCUACUGGACGCUCCAUCCCAUGGCCUUCGAUAUGUUCGAGAAUGGCAGCCUGCUGCGGCGGCGAAAGCGUUUCCGUGUCAAGCAGCUCGAGAAGGAUAUAUCAAACUGGAAAUUAGCCGCCGCCAAUACAGAGAUGGUGACCCACUACCUGGACGACCAGCUAACGCAGCUGGCACUGGCCGAUCCAGUGCGGCAUGGUCAUGUGCUUGGCAAUGCAACUGCUGCUGUUACUGCUGCUGCUGCUCAAAUGUCGCCCUACAAGGCUGCGCCGCCGAUCCUGCCGACGACUGUGACCCAACUUCCGGUGCGACCAAAGCGUGCCUUCACCAUUGAGAGUCUGAUGGCUCCGGAUCCGGCAAGUUCGCCAAGUGAGGGAUUAGUGCCCAUGGAGUACGGCAGUGCAGAUGCCGUCGCUAUGGAAAAGCCGCCGUUCAAUUUGCCCUUCAAUUUCAACGAACUCGCCGCGCAUUAUCAGUUGUACUUGCCAAGUUUUUUCUACAACGGCCAAUAUGGCAACAUACCUUGCUACCAGAAAACACCGCCGCUUUUUCAUAAUGGCCCGUUGCCCGUUUUUUGAUUCAAAAAGUUAUAGUUAAACUAGAGUUAAAGCAUGCUAUGUCUAAAACAUACUCACUAGUGGUCCUAUUAUUGUAAUCUUAUGUUAUUUACUUGUGUACUCAUCGUAUUUAAACAAAACCGUAUUGUAAUCAGUUGAGUUUGGAUGAUCUCUAAAGUCAAUAAAGAACUGCCCAUAAUCGUAUUAA